This is a messenger RNA of Schizosaccharomyces japonicus yFS275, 1578 nucleotides long. Its product is annotated as P-TEFb-cap methyltransferase Pcm1. The transcript is spliced from 4 exons. Bases 352 to 1578 code for a protein of 408 amino acids. Gene Ontology annotation, cellular component: nucleus; P-TEFb-cap methyltransferase complex. Gene Ontology annotation, molecular function: RNA binding; mRNA 5'-cap (guanine-N7-)-methyltransferase activity. Lineage: Eukaryota; Fungi; Ascomycota; Schizosaccharomycetes; Schizosaccharomycetales; Schizosaccharomycetaceae. Gene Ontology annotation, biological process: RNA 5'-cap (guanine-N7)-methylation; 7-methylguanosine mRNA capping; S-adenosylmethionine metabolic process. The record is from RefSeq and is a predicted model, not a curated record.
UAUAUAUUAUUGGUACUUUUGUCUCAAAUCCCUGUUUAGUACAGAACUGUGAUAAAAUCGUUUCCAACCAUGAAAGUUACUGCAUGGUCUAUCACAAACUGCUUAUGGCUUCACAACAUUGGACUCGUUCUAUGUUUGAGACUGCAAGUAGAAACACAACAAUAAUAAAAUUAGAAAGUCAAACAAAUCAUGCUAUCUAUAUUUAACAAGAACUCAAGGAAAACUAAGUGUAUCAGUGUUUAGAAAGCGUUUGAGAUACACUGCUUUAGUGAUGUACCGGGUGCCCUCCAAGUACUCCAUAAACAGAAUUAUAUUCCCAUAUUCUUGUUAAUCGCAUGUUAUCAACGAAACAUGAGUACGAACGUGGAGAACUUGAGCCAUGAGCAUCAAGAUAAUGCAGAAACUCAAGUUGGAACGGGCAAAGAUGUUUAUAUGGAAGAAAAAUCAGAUUCUGCUAAAACGUCCAACACGGAUAGAAAAACAGAAGUGUUGGAUAGACAAAACUCUCAAAAUGAUACAAAAUCACAUGUAAGAAGUUUAGACUCACCGGAUUAUCCCAGAAGACCACAAAAACGACCAACUAUCAGAAAUGAGUAUUGUCCACAGCGACCUUCCAACCCUUCCCGUAAUUAUGCUGCAAAUGAUUCCUACAAUCGCCCUCAAAAUAGGCGUGAAAAAGAUGUUGCUGACACCGUUCGCCAUCACUAUAAUGCUCGUCCCGAGAUGGGACUUCGAAACAGACGAUUUUCCCCAAUUAUUAACCUUAAACGGUUUAACAAUUGGAUUAAAAGUGUGCUAAUCAACAAAUUCACCCCAAAAAAAGACCUUGUUCUUGUGUUAGAUAUGGGCUGUGGAAAGGGCGGCGAUCUCAUUAAAUGGGACAAGGUCAAUGUAGACGGUUACGUUGGUAUUGACAUUGCUGAAAUUUCAGUCAAUCAAGCUCGUCGCAGAUACCAAAAUUUGGAUGCGUCUUUCGACGCGGUUUUCUAUUCUGGGGAUUGUUUUUCCACACCUAUUUACAAACUUCUUCCCCCAGACCAGCGUCGUUUUGAUAUUGUAAGCUUGCAGUUUUGUAUGCAUUACGCAUUUGAAUCUGAAGCUCUUGCAAGACAAAUGUUGGAAAAUGUAUCAAGCGUACUUCCUCGUGGAGGAAUUAUGGUUGGUACUAUACCUAGUUCAGAUCGUAUAUCUUACCGCGCUAGUAAGAUGGCACCUGGAACGCUACAAUUUGGCAAUGCCAUUUAUCACGUCCGCUUCGAAAGUCCGCCCAACCUUAGUUUCCGGCCACCAUUUGGAAACAAAUAUUUUUUCUAUUUAGAAGAUGCCGUUUCUGACGUCCCCGAGUUUGUCGUCCCUUUUGAGGCAUUUCGAGCGCUUGCAGAGGACUAUCAUUUAGAAAUGAUUUGGCAGAAGUCUUUCCGCGAAAUAUUUAUGGAAGAAAAGAAUUCAACUGAAUUCGGUCCAUUACUUGAGAGAAUGCAAGUGAUUGAUAAGAAUGGCAACCCCGGCAUCAACGGCCCCGAGAUGGAGGCUGCAGAUUUUUACUUGGCAUUCGCUUUUGAGAAACGCGGAGUAUAA